AGUGGGGGAAGUAGAGCGACUCCUAAGCCUGGUGUUGGAUUUCCGCACACGAACAAGAAGAAUUCCACUUUGAAAUGUUGUUGUCUCUCGUGUUGACGAAGUGAACCUGCCGCCUUUAAAGAGUUCUAAAUAUCUCUAACUUAUACAAAAGUCAGUUAACAGGUAGAGGUCUGAGCUUAACGAAUACUUGUAGGUUAGUUAGUCUGUACUGUGAGACGUUAGCUCACGCGGUCUGUGAAUGGCGGCGGCUAGCUGUCACUAGCUAACAGCGAUGUCCUCGUCGUGGACUCAGCCCCAGGGAAAGGUGGGAGACCUGAGGAACCAGAGCAAAGAGGAGCUACAAGAACUGAUCCUGCGACAGGAGAAGAUGAUGUCUAACAAGAGGUUUUUACAGAGUCUUCCUGACAAAGGGAAAAAGAUAAAAGAAUUUGUGGAGAAAUUGCGCCUUGCUAUUGAACACCACGACGAAGAGGAGAGGAGACAGAGUUUGGUGUCUUUUGCCAGGACAGAGUUACAGUCCAAGUAUCAGCAGGCUUUCAUUUUGCGACAACAUGCUGCUGCAGCAGGUGAUGUGGUACAGGAGAAGGAGACCUCACCUGUCUCAGAUCAUAUGCUGGAAAACACUUUGGCUGAGCAACAGGACCAGUUUGUCUCCAGUGCAGCUGCUUAUGAAACCAUGGAGACGGUCACUGCUGGGGACUCUUUGAACUCUGAUGAGACAAAAGAGUGUGACCUUGCGGAGGCCUUGGGCAGGAUCAAACUGUCUGAAACUAGUUCUAUUUUCAGUAAUGAGUCAAAAGACCCAUUAAACAGUACAGCAAGAGACAAUUACUUCACCAACAAGCCCCACUAUUUAACUGUCCUGGAAAGAACAGAGAAUACUUCAGUUCUCAGGAAGCAACAAUUCAAACCAAACCAGCUGCCUCACAGAAGUGACAUCUCUCCCUCAGGAUCCUCGUCACCUAGCCAGUCUGCUGAAGGUUUAUUGCCUCUCUCUGCACACAAAAGGAAGGAGCGGGACAGAAAACACCUGGAUGACAUCACUUCAGCCAGACUCCCUCCUCUCCACUACAGUCCGGCCCAGCUUCUGUCUCUGGACGAGUCGGCUGUCCUCCUGAAGGAACAAACCAAGAAGCAGCAGGAGUUGCAGGCCAAGCUAGCAGCCCAGAAACUGUCUGAGGGAUUGAAGAUCUCUAUGGGGAGCUACACUCCUGACAGUGGCCCCAUGGCUGCCUACAGAGAGGUUCGCGAUGAAGAAGCCGAGCUCUCCGAGUGCUCAGAGGAGGACUGAUCCUGGAAGGUCGGAGCUGGGGAAACCAGUUUGGCCUUGGCCCGAGAGAAACAGGCUUUGGACCUCGCAACCAGGAUCCAUCAAACAGGAUUUAGUCCAAGGACAAGAACUCUUAAGAGAGGAAAAGAGUCUUUGCUCCGUGUAAAGACAUAGUUGGUGUCCUAGUCUCAGGAAAUUGAAUGGUGGGUUGAGAAACUAGCUACUUAAUUGUCAUUCAGAUCGUAUUGGGUUCAGUUUGUUCAGUGUAACACCUGCUGUUGACUAGGAGUCUUACAUCUACAUUUGAAGUACGUAUCAUGAGGGAAAUGUUUCUGUGUCAGGACACUAAAACCCAUAAUCUCAUGGCUUUUUGAUCUUGAGAGGGUUGUUUGUUAACAAUACUAUUUCAAUUGUACGCAUCAGCAGGUGGAGCAGACUGUGACUGAUUACAAAUUUGUCUUGAAAGAAAUAGACAUUGCCUGCAGAUUGUUGCCUCGGAUUUAAUAAAUGUAUCUGAUUUUCCAAACGGUUGGUCACAGCUGAGUGGCAAUCUAUUUUUUCCCCCUGAAUUACAGACAAGGAAGUUACUCAUCAGCCUUUUCAGCGUAGAAAGUUUAUCUAUAGAGAAUUAAACUGCUCACAGAUGAAAGCAUAAAGAACAUUGUUUCCUUGUCUUGAGUCUUUAAUAUACCGGAUCUAUAUGUAGGUCUUUAUAUUAAUCCAUUUGCCCCCAUCAUAUGCUAGUUUUGAUAAUUGGAAGAGAAACCAUGUAAUGUGAUAAUUACAAAUACAGUGUUACUGUGACGUUUUUAAAGGACUUAAAAAUAUAUAACAUAGUUUGCAUUAUUGCCCACUGAAAUGGAUUAAGAGUGUCAAGUCUAAAAACAUUUAAGACAGAAUUGUCUUGUUGUCAUGUUCAUUAGUUAUGUGCUCUGUGACUCAUCUGGAUAAGGAAAUGUCAUGUGAAAGUAAUUCCACAUAACAAUCGCUCCGUGUAUAUUAUCUACUUUCUAUAAACUGAAGAUUUAUAUUUUAAA
Molecule: messenger RNA, 2307 nt
Organism: Cyclopterus lumpus (lumpfish)
Lineage: Eukaryota; Metazoa; Chordata; Actinopteri; Perciformes; Cyclopteridae
Gene: polr2m
Product: RNA polymerase II subunit M
Exons: 4
Coding region: 272-1291 (339 amino acids)
Biological process (GO): transcription elongation by RNA polymerase II; intracellular signal transduction
Cellular component (GO): intracellular anatomical structure; nucleus
Molecular function (GO): transcription elongation factor activity
Source: RefSeq, a predicted model, not a curated record